AUGAGAAUGCUUGCAUAUAAACUAUUAUUGCUGCUUACUAUUGAACACCUCCUAUCCCUUCAUCUUUCUUCUUCUUCUUCCCCUAUUCCCAAUACUACAAACACAAAUCCAUUUUUGCCUGCAAAUAAUUUGCAAGUAAGAAAUGAAGUAGGUGCUCUUUUAACUUGGAAGUCCAGUCUUGAUAGCAAAAGCCAAAAAGUGCUUUCAUCGUGGGUUGGUAAUAAUUCAUGCAAAUGGAUUGGAGUUACUUGUAAUAGAGAUGGGAGUGUUACAAGUAUGAAUCUUUCUGGUUACGGUUUAAAAGGUCGCAUUCCUCAAGAAAUUGGUUUAUUGACGUCCCUUAUUAGUUUGGAUAUGAGUUCUAAUAAUCUCAUUGGUCAAAUCCCUACUUCAAUUGGAAAUUUGAAAAAUUUAAAGAUGUUGGAUCUCAAUAAAAAUGGGCUCUCUGGUAGCAUUCCUGCUACCAUUGGAAAUUUGUCGAAUUUGAGGUAUUUGUCCUUAUUUUCUAAUAACCUAACUGGUCAAAUUCCUAUCUCUUUAGGAGGUCCUUUACCAGAGAAUUUAUGCCUUGGGAAGUCACUAACAUAUUUCUCAGUAGUGUACAACAACUUUAGUGGAAACAUUCCCAAAGGCAUAAAAAACUGCACAACCCUUCACAGAGUUAGGCUUGAAUAUAACAAACUCUCCGGAGACAUAUCCGAAGAUUUUGGAAUAUAUCCAAACCUAAAUUACAUUGAUUUGAGUUCGAAUAACUUCCAUGGCCAACUAUCUUCAAACUGGGGUCUUUGUUCAGAGCUCGUAGCUUUGAAGAUUUCUAGAAAUAGAAUUUCUGGGAAAAUCCCACCUGAACUUGCAAAUGCAUCCCAUCUAGAAUUUCUUGAUCUCUCCUCCAAUCGACUUGUUGGUAACAUUCCAAAGAGUUUUAGUACUCUACAUUCCUUGGGUGUUUUAAAGUUGGAUGGCAACAACUUGUCCGGCAACAUAACAUUAGGAAUUGGGGAACUGUCUUUGCUCACAGAAUUGAACUUGGCUGCAAAUAGGUUUAUUGGUUUCAUUCCAGAGGGCUUAAGAAGUUGCCAAAAGUUAACUAUCUUGAAUUUCAGUCAAAAUAUGUUUGAUGGUAGGAUUCCUUAUGAUAUAGGAAGCUUGCAGUUCCUACAAACUCUAGAUCUCAGUCAAAACAUGCUAACCGGCAAGCUACCACAACAGUUUGGAGGAUUAAUAUCCUUACAAAGCCUGAAUGUUUCACACAAUAAGUUGUCAGGCUCCAUCCCAUCAAGCAUGGCUCAAUGCUUAGGUUUGGUUUCCAUUGAUGUAUCCUAUAAUGAGUUGGAAGGAACGCUCCCAGACAACAAAGCAUUUGAAAAUGCUACAUUUGAAUCCUUAAGAAACAACAAAGGUUUGUGUGGCAACAUUGCUGGUUUGAAGCCAUGUUCUUCUGGAUCUCCUGAAAAGAAGACAGAUCAAGGUCACAAAACAACAACUUUGGUCUUAAUCAUAGUGAUACCGAUUGGAGUUGUUGGUGUUGUUGGGAUGGUUGUUGUCAUAUGGUUGAUUCCACUAAGAAGGUGCAUCAAAGAAAUGCCAAGGGCAUCCAGAGAAAAUUUGUUCACAAUAUUGAACUUUGAUGGGAAUAUUGCAUAUGAAAGCAUAGUAGAAGCAACAGACAACUUUGAUUCAAGAUACUGCAUUGGAGUGGGAGGAUCGGGAAGUGUAUUUCGAGCUGAGUUAUCCAAUGGUGAGGUUUUUGCUGUAAAAAAGUUAAAUGAAUCCAUACAAGGAGAUGAGUCUCGGGACUUCAAAAGUUUUUCAAAUGAGAUUCGUACUUUAAGUGAGGUGAGGCAUCGGAAUGUUGUUAGGUUGUAUGGUUUUUGCUCUCAUGUGCGACAUUCGUUCCUAGUUUAUGAGUACCUAAAAGGUGGAAGCCUAGCGCAAGUAUUGAGCCAUGAUGAAAAAUCAAUAGAAUUGGAUUGGAUUAAGCGGGUGAAUGUUGUUAAAGCUGUGGCGAAAACAUUAUCAUACAUGCACCAUGGUAGUUUCCCUACCAUUGUUCACCGAGACAUAUCCAGCAAGAAUAUUCUUUUUGACCAUGAAUAUGAGGCUCAUAUAUCUGAUUUUGGCACGGCUAGACUCUUGAAUUCCAAUUCAUCGAAUUGGACUUCGUUUGCUGGAACAUUUGGCUAUACUGCUCCAGAGUUUGCUUACACAAUGGAGGUGAAUGAAAAGUGUGAUGUGUUCAGUUUUGGAGUGAUAGCUUUAGAAGUGAUUAUGGGACGACAUCCAGGUGACCUUGUUGCAUCCAUUUCAUCAUCUUCGUUGUCUGAAACCCAAAACCUUGUUUUGAAAGAGGUGUUGGACCCUCGACCUUCAAGUCCUGGGAAGCAUGAAGCGGAAGAAUUGGUGUUGAUUGCAAAGAUAGCAUUUUCAUGUCUGAAUUUCAAUCCAGGAUCUCGACCAACCAUGUUCCAAGUUUCUGCAUUGCUGUCCAAGAAAAUGCAGCCUUCGGACUUGUUCCCUUAUAUCACGCUUUGCCAAUUGUUUGGUCUUGAAUUUCCCACUCACUGAGUACAACAUUAAUCUUAAUUUGCAUACUAUGUCUGUGUGUGUGUAUAUAUAAUCAAGAAAAUUGCUAAGUACUAUGAAAUGGAAAGAUGUUUUCUAUUUGUUCGUCAAAUUUAUUGAAGGUGAAUGUUCCAGUUGCA
Molecule: messenger RNA, 2702 nt
Organism: Ipomoea triloba (trilobed morning glory)
Lineage: Eukaryota; Viridiplantae; Streptophyta; Magnoliopsida; Solanales; Convolvulaceae
Product: MDIS1-interacting receptor like kinase 2-like
Exons: 4
Coding region: 1-2565 (854 amino acids)
Biological process (GO): protein phosphorylation
Molecular function (GO): protein kinase activity; ATP binding; protein binding
Source: RefSeq, a predicted model, not a curated record